Plasmodium knowlesi strain H is the source of this 750-nucleotide messenger RNA. RefSeq names its product conserved Plasmodium protein, unknown function. The record is from RefSeq and is a predicted model, not a curated record. Bases 1 to 750 code for a protein of 249 amino acids. Lineage: Eukaryota; Apicomplexa; Aconoidasida; Haemosporida; Plasmodiidae. The transcript has a single exon.
AUGCCCUUUGGCGAAAUACGUCUAAGUCAAGCAUAUCCCCCCCAUCCACAGUGCAAAAUGGACAGACUGACCUACAUAAAUGAGUACGCUAAAAUUUUCCACAUUGGUACAGAUGAAAGGCGGCGAGAAGAGAAGCAUAGUGGAAAGAAACACGAUGCCGAGUGUUCCGAGAAAGAAAAGCAUUAUUCAAAGGUGAAAGGAAAAAAUGCCCCGAUAUCGUCAUCAAACCAUGCGGAAGAGAGAGGAGUGUCCAGAAAGUUAUAUCCGUACAGGGAGAGCAAAAAUGAAUAUCCGACACAGAGAGUACGGAAAGCAAAUGAAUAUCACGAGUUCGGGAGGGAAGUAUCUUCCUCCAACUUGAGCUUAACAUCAAAAGAUUCCAAAACUGUGAAUCACCCGUAUUAUGAAAUGAAGAGGAGGGACACCAGAAAGACCCUAAAUUAUUAUCUAGAACGAGUUCAUAUAUGCAAAAGGUGUUACAUGAACGAAUUGCACGAAAGGAAGAGAAGGACUGCAGUUUAUACCUUAGAGUUUAAUAACUUGGCUGACUGUGAACCUGUUAGUGGACAUCAUUUAGUGAAGAGGAAUACAACCCUUGCGCAUGACUUGAAACACAAGAGUAAAUACCGUGAAGAGCGCCCUGCUGGAGAGGGAAACAAAGGAGUAAUAAUUGUGGAGAGGCGUCCAGAACAAAUUCCGCAGAAGAAAAAUUUGUUCCAACUUUUGAAUUCUAUUUUUAGCGUGAAUUAG